Molecule: messenger RNA, 300 nt
Organism: Symbiodinium natans
Lineage: Eukaryota; Dinophyceae; Suessiales; Symbiodiniaceae
Source: the annotation of a GenBank genome assembly
AUGAGCUUACCUCCUGCCCGCCAAACACCUUUAACUUCGACGGGAACAACUCCAACGGCUGUGAAGGCGUUUGUAAGAAUGUUACUGGCGGCACUUGCACAUCCUGCACCACAACUGAUAACUGCAAAGUGGUGGAGUGCUUCAACAAUAGCUGCUUGCAUGCAAAAGUGUAGCCUGGCAAACCUCAUGAAACAGUUCACGGUCAGAACUCAGGCUGAGGCAGAUUCUUGGGACUUUUCUUUGCCUUCUGUUUCGACACAUCUCCCAAGCCCUAUUGACGUGUCGAAAGACCUGCCUUGA